This is a messenger RNA of Vidua macroura (Pin-tailed whydah), 4522 nucleotides long. RefSeq names its product N-deacetylase and N-sulfotransferase 4 (gene NDST4). Gene Ontology annotation, cellular component: Golgi apparatus. Lineage: Eukaryota; Metazoa; Chordata; Aves; Passeriformes; Viduidae. The transcript is spliced from 16 exons. The coding region runs from base 845 to 3466 and encodes 873 amino acids. The record is from RefSeq and is a predicted model, not a curated record. Gene Ontology annotation, molecular function: heparan sulfate N-sulfotransferase activity; deacetylase activity.
UAGCGGCAGGAGCCGGGCGCUGCUGCCAAUCACAGCCCGGCGAAGCCGCCUCGCUGCUCCCGCAGAUCCGCGGGAGGCGGAGGCUGACUCCGGCGCUCGGGAGCGCGGCGCCGGCGGCAGGACCGCGAGCGGCGGCUCCCGGGCUCAUUCCAGAGUUCUCGCAGCCUUCCUGCCGGAGCCUGGCGGCUCCCCGCCGUAAUCCCCGGGUCCAAGAAGGAAGCUGCAUUUGGAGCGGCGUGCCGAGCAGAGGUUUGACUCGUUCCAGCUGGCUGCUCGCUCUGAAAGGACAGGCUGGGUACAAAUGAGAUGUGACUGCGCCGGUGGAGUUCAGUGACUGGGGCCGGAGCAAGAGGAGCCUUCCUGGGAUGCCGCUGACAGCUGCUGGCAACUGCAGACUCUGCCUGGUUUACCUGGAGCCCCGUGAAGAGCUUUGAAUAGCAGGUGUCUCUUUGCUGCACGCUAGGAAGAGAAAUUCUUCUCUAGGGUAUAGAUCAUCUCCUAAACCACCAGAAGCGAGGGCAGCUGGUCAGUGAUUCACAGAGAAAUGUUUGGAAAUGAGAGGAAAGUGCACUCUUCUAGGCUUCUAGAUAAUGUUAAGAGCCCUCUUCAUUGAUUAUUGGCAGCUGCUGCGUUCUGAGAAAACCUCUUCCAAUUUGUCUUUGCGGAUCCUUUGACUUCCCGCUCCGACAGCCUUACAGCCCCCCCGAACGCUUCAUAAAUGCACUGCAAUGGUCACAUGAACGUCUUGCAAGGGGAACCUCCGCAACUCCUCGUUCCCAUGGCACUUUAGGAAGAGCACCCGGCAAAGCGGCAAGUCCAGCAGGAGCUGGAAGCCCUGUGAAAGAUGAAUCCCAUCGGGAAGCUCCGCAGAAGCUUCCGAACGCUGGUCAUUCUCCUGGCCACCUUCUGCUUGGCCAGUAUUGUCAUCUCUGCCUAUUUCCUCUACACUGGCUACAAGCAGGAAAUGGCCCUCGUGGAAACCACUGGGCAAGCAGAGUGCGAGGACCUCAAACUUCUGCCCUACAGGUCUGCGGAGCUGAGAACACCUAAGCCAAUUGAUCCCUCUAGGACUGAUCCCACCGUGCUCCUGUUCGUGGAAAGCCAGUACUCCCAGCUGGGGCAAGACAUCAUAGCCAUCCUCGAGUCCAGCAAGUUUCAGUACCACAUGGUCAUCGCACCAGCCAAGGGCGACGUUCCCCCUCUCACAGACAACGGUAGAGGGAGGUACACGAUUGUUAUAUAUGAGAAUAUUUUAAAGUACGUGUCCAUGGACUCGUGGAAUAGAGAGCUUCUGGAAAAAUACUGUGUGGAAUACAGUGUUAGCAUAAUUGGUUUUCAUAAAGCCAACGAGAACAGCUCCCCGAGCACCAGACUGAAAGGGCUGCCACUACAGCUGUACAACAACGUGGCCCUCAGAGACUGCGUGGUGAACCCUCGGUCGCCCCUGCUGCGCAUCACCAAAGCGCCCAGGGUGGAGCAGGGCCCCCUGCCCGGCGAGGACUGGACAGUGUUCCAGUUCAACCAUUCCACCUACCAGCCCGUGCUCCUGAGCGAGCUGCAGCCCGCCAGGCCCACCCCCGCCACGCUGCCCAGGGCUGCUCUCUAUGCAACCGUCAUCCAGGACCUGGGCCUGCACGACGGCAUCCAGAGGGUCCUCUUUGGGAACAACCUGACCUUCUGGCUCCACAAGCUCAUCUUCAUCGACGCCAUCUCCUUCCUGUCGGGAAAGAAGCUCACGCUCUCCUUGGAGAGGUACAUUCUGGUUGACAUCGACGACAUCUUUGUCGGGAAGGAGGGGACGAGGAUGAACAUCGACGACGUGAAGGCUUUACUAGAGACUCAAAAUUUACUGCGCACUCAGGUUGCAAAUUUUACCUUCAACCUUGGAUUUUCAGGAAAAUUUUACCACACAGGCACUGAGGAGGAGGAUGAGGGCGAUGACCUGCUGCUGAGAUCUGUGGAUGAGUUCUGGUGGUUUCCCCACAUGUGGAGUCACAUGCAACCACACCUCUUCCACAAUGAGUCCUCGCUGGUGGAGCAGAUGAUCCUCAACAAAGAGUUUGCAAUGGAGCACGGCAUCCCCACGGGCAUGGGCUACGCGGUGGCUCCGCACCACUCCGGGGUGUACCCGGUGCACGUGCAGCUCUACGAGGCCUGGAAGAAGGUGUGGCACAUCCGCGUCACCAGCACGGAAGAGUACCCGCACCUGAAGCCUGCACGGUACAGACGGGGCUUCAUCCACAAUGGCAUCAUGGUGCUCCCUCGACAGACCUGUGGCCUUUUCACCCACACUAUUUUUUACAAGGAAUAUCCUGGUGGUCCUCAGGAGCUGGACAAAAGUAUCCGAGGAGGUGAACUGUUCCUCACCAUUCUCCUGAACCCCAUCAGCAUUUUCAUGACCCACCUGUCCAACUACGGGAACGACCGCCUGGGCCUGUACACCUUUGCCAACCUCGCCAGCUUUGUCAAGAGCUCCACAAACCUCAGGCUGCAGACGCUGCCCCCCGUGCAGCUGGCUCAGAAGUACUUCGAGCUCUUCCCCGAGCAGACAGACCCCCUCUGGCAGAACCCGUGUGACGAUAAGCGACACAGGGAUAUUUGGUCCAGAGACAAAACUUGCGACCACCUGCCCAAAUUCCUGGUGAUAGGACCCCAGAAAACAGGAACAACAGCCCUUUAUUUAUUCCUUCUGAUGCAUCCUUCCAUUAUCAGCAAUCUCCCCAGUCCAAAAACUUUUGAGGAAGUUCAAUUCUUCAAUGGCAACAACUACCACAAGGGAAUUGACUGGUACAUGGAAUUCUUCCCCGCUCCUUCCAACGCCACCACCGACCUCCUGUUUGAGAAAAGUGCCAACUAUUUCCACUCUGAGGAAGCUCCCAGGAGAGCUGCUUCCCUCAUCCCCAAGGCCAAGAUCAUCACCAUCCUCAUCGACCCGUCGGACCGCGCGUACUCCUGGUACCAGCACCAGCGCUCCCACGAGGACCCCGCUGCGCUGCGGUUCAACUUUUACCAAGUCAUCACCUGCGGCCCCUGGGCGCCGCCGGAGCUCCGGGCGCUGCAGAGGCGCUGCCUGACGCCCGGCUGGUACGCGCUGCACAUCCAGAGGUGGCUCUCGCACUUCCCGGCCUCCCAGUUGCUCAUUAUUGAUGGACAGCAGCUGAGAAGUGACCCUGCUACUGUCAUGGAUGAAGUGCAGAAGUUUCUGGGAGUCUCUCCUCACUACAAUUACUCCGAAGCCCUAACGUUCGACCCUCAGAAAGGCUUCUGGUGCCAGUUAUUGGAAGGAGGGAAAACAAAGUGCCUGGGGAAAAGCAAAGGUCGGAAAUACCCACCAAUGGACCAAGAGUCCCGAGCGUUUCUGUCGAGCUACUACCGAGAGCACAACGUGGAGCUGUCCAAGCUGCUGCACAGGCUGGGCCAGCCGCUGCCCUCCUGGCUGCGGCAGGAGCUGCAGAAGGUCAGGUAGCACCGGGGGGACCCGGCCAGGCGCAUUCCUGCCCGCUCAGACCCCCCCCGCUCCUCCGGCUCACUCGGCAUCGUCAGGACAGGACCUCACGGACCCCGCUCUUCCCAGCGAAACCAGACAAACGGCAAGAGAAUAAGUCAAAAAGCCCCAGACCCAAGGCCGGCGCCUGUCGGCGCGCUCGUGCUGCCCGCGGAGCGGCAUCGAGCCCUUGCGGAGCUCCCGGCUGGCGCCAGCGGCACCCCCGGGCUCCGGGGCGGGAGCCGCGCGGAGCCUCGUCCCUCCCUUCGCCGGGAAGUGCCGGGAGCCCCGCGGAGCACCGACGGAGCCCGGACCACUGACGGAUUGCAGUCUGGCAGGACACGGGCGAAGGAUGGGAACAUCUCUCGCUGGACUGGGAGUUCAUCCUUUUAGUGUGACUGCAAAGGUGUGGACCUGCCCAUGGACUCGAUUCCUCCAUCACUCUCCUGUCUAGAAAAGCUGCCAAAAAGAAAUAAGUAUUUGCAAGCAACACAAAUUCUGAAUUGUUCAGUGCUCCAGUGACUGGAUAACUUUUAUAAGACUUACUAUGAUUUCUGUAGUAUUUCAGAACAAAGGACAUCCUGUUGAUAGAGCUGAGGAAAAACUUCACUGUCUUGCCCAAGCUCUUUUUUUUCUUAAUUUUUCUUUCCCCUCCUACGUGACGACAGCACAUCCAGUUGAACAAACACUUGGUGUUGAAGCAGAAGGAAUUAAAAUAAAUUUUGAUCACUCAAAGUAUUUUUGUUGGGGGGGUGGGGGUGAUGAGGGAGGUCAAGGGCUGUAUUUGCUGGAAUUGUUUUAAAUAAUUGAUGUGCACACACCUGAUUAUCGGUUCUUCUCACUGCCGCAGAAUAAACACUUCUGAUGGUGUAUUACAGGGAGAGCUUUGCUUCUUUCCUUAAACCCUCUUUUCCAUUUCCUGAGCCAAAACCUGCUCUCCAACGGCCUCUGCCAUGGAUUUCAAACCGUGCACCUUCCCAACUCCUCCUGCCCCGGCAUCUCCCCGGGGCUUCCACCCGCCCUCAGCACAGCAGCCCC